CAAACGGGGGCUGCUCCGCUGUUGAGCCUAGGAAAGCUGAUUCAGUCUCUGGUCUCUGGCUCUGGCGAACUGGAGGCUUGGCCUCUGAGCUCCAAGCCUGCCGUCGUCUGCUCCAAACCCCUCCUCCUCUCCUGCCGCUGCCGUUUCCUGUGGCUGAGACUCUGGCCCAACCAUGAGCUCACCGCCCCUAAUGGGUUGCAGCUGCCUCACUGCUCAACCCCAACUCCCCCUUCCUCCCCUCGUAGCUGAGGCCCACUUAGCCUCAUCCCUGCCUGUCUCCUCCCUAACACCGCCCACCCCCACGCGCACAGUGCCGACGGGGUCCUGGAAACACUAAGGGUCUGUUUUACUCGCCCACACACCUUGGGGCCUGGUCUGGGCGCUUAUGCAUUGAAUGUCUGACUCAGGAGGGGUUGCCCUAGCUUCUUAGGCUGCUGGGACACGCUAGCUACUCUGACUGGAGGGACUUAGGGGUAAAAUAUGCAGUUUUGUCUGGAGGCCAGAGCAAGGCAUGUGGGCAGUGAUGGGGGUGGGUAGAGAGCUAGGUAAAUACUGCCAUGACUACCACUUUUCCAAUGAACUUCAAAGUCUGUCUUGAAAGAGAGAAUGAAGCAAAGAAAUAGCCCAAGGGGGUGUUGUUUUGAGUGUGAGAUGGUGAAAGAUGUCACAUUGAUUCACUUGAAGGGGGCCAAUCUGUGUGAAGCUGGGUGAGUCCUUUGAGCUCAUCUGGUGGCUCCAGGUCUAAGUUGGCAGAGAGAGGGCCCACUGGAAUUAGAAAAAGCUGGAAUGCAUACCAACAAGGCCUCCUCCUCCCUUUUCCAAUGUUCCUUUUGUGCCUUUUUCCUCUUUUAAAUGCCCCCACCCAGUUCUUUGUAACUCAAUCCCACAGACUCUAGAAAUGGAUGAUAGCUUGAGAGCCAUUCUGGAGAGAAGAGUACUAUAAAGAAUGCCAGUCCCCCUGUCCUUCUUCCCACCCAUGUUUGUGGGUAUAGAGGAGCCUGAGCCCGUGGAGGACUGUGUGCAGAGCACACUUGCUGCCUUGUACCCACCCUUUGAAGCCACAGCCCCAACCCUGCUGGGCCAGGUGUUCCAGGUGGUGGAGAGAACUUACCGGGAGGAUGCAUUGAGAUACACACUGGAUUUCCUGGUGCCAGCCAAGCACCUGCUUGCCAAGGUCCAGCAGGAAGCCUGUGCCCAGUACAGUGGAUUCCUCUUCUUCCAUGAGGGCUGGCCCCUCUGCCUGCAUGAGCAGGUGGUGGUACAGCUAGCAGCCUUGCCCUGGCAGCUGCUGCGCCCAGGAGAUUUCUACCUGCAGGUAGUACCUUCAGCAGUCCAAGCACCUCGGCUGGCACUCAAAUGCCUGGCCCCAGGGGGCGGAAGGGUGCAGGAGUUGCCUGUGCCCAAUGAGGCUUGUGCCUACUUGUUCACACCUGAGUGGCUACAAGGCAUCAACAAGGACCGGCCAACAGGUCGCCUCAGCACUUGUCUACUCUCUGCACCAUCUGGAAUCCAGCGGCUGCCCUGGGCUGAGCUCAUCUGUCCACGGUUUGUACACAAAGAAGGCCUCAUGGUUGGGCAUCAGCCAAGCACACUGCCCCCAGAACUGUCAUCUGACCCCCCAGAGCUUCCCAGCCCUCCACUCUCUGAGGAGGUGCUAGGUACCCGGAGUCCUGGGGAUGGGCAUAAUGCUCCUGCAGAAGGCCCAGAGGGUGAGUAUGUGGAGCUGUUGGAGGUGACGCUGCCUGCAAGGGGGAUCUCUACAGAUGCUGAGGGCUCUUCAGGUCUCUCCAGGACACGGACAGUACCCCCUCGCAGGAAUGCUGGGGGAAAGGGCCGGCACCGGCGACAUCGGGCAUGGAUGCACCAGAAGGGCCUGGGGCCUCGGGACCAGGAUGGGACACGACCACCUGGUGAGGGGAGCAGCACUCGAGCCUCCCCUGGGUCUCCCCAAGGAUCUGAGACUGUGCCAGAGGCAAUAGUCCUGGAAGGAUCUGAGGCCCCAGCAGAGAACUUGGAAGAAACAUCUGAAUCUUGCCCCCUUCGGCUAGGGGAGGCUGGAGGAGGAGGCCUGGGGACUGAAGGACCACCUGGUACCCCUCGAAGAACAGGGAAGGGAAACAGGAGAAAAAAGCGAGCUGCAGGCAGAGGGGCUGUUAGCCAAGGAGGAGACAAUGGCCCUCUCAGCCCUGGAGACAAGGAAGAGACCAGAUACCAGGAAACUCUUCUCAAUCUGCCCUCACCAAAUGAACACAAGCUUCCAGAAUGUGGUCUGGUUAAGGAGGAUGAAGGCUUGAGGAAAUUGGAAUCUGUGCCAAUAGAGGAACUCACACCAGCAGAUAAAAAAGAAAAUAGGCCCCCAGAAGACAGUGAGCCUACAGAAGAUGGUGCCUUAGAGACAGAGCAAGAGGACAUGAGCCUGGUACAUACGGCAGGAUCCAUAAGUCCAGAGGAGUUCCUGUCUGAACCUCCAACACAGACCCUGGAAACUGGGCAGGAAGUAAAAGGGGAGAGCACUCCAGAAGAGGCCACCAUCUCUGAUGACCCUGAUGUAGCUUGGGAUUUGAUGGCAUCUGGAUUCUUCGUCCUGACUGGUGGGGUAGACCACUGUGGGCGAGCUCUACUGACCAUUACCCCUCCGUGCCCUCCUGAGGAGUCCCCAGCCUCUCAAGACACUCUGAGCUCUGCUCUUCAUUACCUGCACUCAUUGCUCAGGCCUGAUCUGCAGGUAUUGGGGCUGUCCAUUCUGUUGGACCUUCGCAGGGCACCCCCACUCCCUCCUGCACUCAUUUCCAUCCUGAAUCAACUUCAGGACUCAGGAGACCCUCCCCUUAUUCAGCGGCUACUAAUUCUCACCCAGGAUGCCCUUCAGACUGAACUCUGUGGAUUUCAGGGUGCUGAGUUGCUUUCAGAGAAUGAAUUGAAAAGAGUGGCCAAGCCAGAGGAAUUGCAAUGGGACCUAGGAGGUCACAGGGACCCCUCCCCAAGCCACUGGGUAGAGGUACAUCAGGAAGUGGCGAGGCUAUGUAUGCUGUGUCAAGGUGUGCUGAGUUCUGUACGACAGGCAAUUGAGGAGCUGGAGGGAAAAGCGGAGCUAGAGGGAGAGGAGGUAGUGGGAAUGCCUGAGCCCCUGAAGAAGGUACUAGCAGAUCCUCGGCUGACAGCUUUACAGAGGGAUGGAGGAGCCAUCCUGAUGAGACUUCGCUCCACCCACAGCAGCAAGGUGGAGGGCCCAGGUCCAGCCACAUUAUACCAGGAAGUGGAUGAAGCCAUCCACCAGCUUGUGCGCCUCUCCAACCUUCAUGUGCAGCAACAAGAGCAACAGCAACGCCGGCACCGACUCCAACAGGUGCUACAAUGGCUCUCAGGCCCAGGGGAGGAGCAGCUGGCUAGCUUUGCUGUGCCUGGUGACUCCCUGUCUGCCUUGCAAGAGAAAGAGCUUCAAUUCCGGGCUUUCAACACUGAGGUUCAGGAACGCCUGGCCCAGGCCCGGGAGGCCUUGGAUCUGGAGGAGGACACUACUUCUCAGAAGGUUCUAGAUGUCUUUGAACAGCGCUUGGAGCAGAUGGAAAGUGGCCUCCAUCGGGCCCUGAGGCUUCAGCGCUUCUUCCAACAGGCACACGAGUGGGUGGAUGAGAGCUUCGCUAGACUAGCAGGAGCUGGGCCCAGUCGUGAGUCUGUACUGGCAGCCCUAGCCUUGCGGCGGGCUCCAGAGCCCAGUGCUGGAACCUUCCAGGAGAUGCGGUCUCUGGCUUUGGACCUGGGCAGCCCAGCAGCCCUGAGAGAAUGGGGUCGUUGCCGAGCCCGCUGCCAAGAGCUGGAAAAAAGGAUUCAACAACAGCUGGGAGAAGAGGCCAGUCCUCAGGGCCACCGGCGACAACGGGCAGACAGUGCCAGCAGCACAGGGGGCCAGCAGGGCUCACACAGCCCCUUACCCAGCCUCAGGUCCCUGCUGCUGACUAGCAGCCCUGGGCCACGCGGGGCCCCAUCCCAUUGCUCCCUGGCCCCCUGUGGGGAAGACUAUGAAGAUGAGGACCUUGAACUGGCCCCAGAAGCAGACAGCAGACCCGCAAGGGCUGUGCUAAUCCGAGGCCUUGAAGUCACCAGUACUGAGGUGGUAGACAGAACAUGUUCACCUCGGGAACAUGUACUGCUGGGCCGGGCUGGGGGGCCAGAUGGUCCUUGGGGAGUAGGCACCCCUCGGAUAGAACGCAAACGAAGUAUCAGUGCCCAGCAGCGCCUGGUGUCUGAACUGAUUGCCUGUGAGCAAGACUAUGUGACCACUCUGAGUGAGCCGGUGCUACCCCCGGGGCCUGAGCUGACUCCAGAACUUCGGGGCACCUGGGCUGCUGCCCUGAGUACCCGGGAGAGACUUCGAAGCUUCCACCGCACUCACUUCCUGCGGGAGCUUCAGGGCUGUGCCGCCCACCCCCUGCGCAUCGGGGCCUGCUUCCUUCGACAUGGGGACCAGUUCAGCCUCUAUGCCCAGUUCGUGAAGCACCGACACAAACUCGAAAAUGGUCUGGCUGUGCUCAGCCCCCCAACCAAGGGCUCCAUGGAAAGUGGUCCUAGUUUGCCCCGAGCUCUGCAGCAGCCCCUAGAACAGCUGGCUCGAUAUGGGAGGCUCUUGGAGGAGCUCCUGCGUGAAGUUGGGCCUGAGCUGAGUUCUGAGCGCCAGGCCCUCAGGGCUGCUGUGCAGUUGCUCCGGGAACAAGAGGCCCGAGGAAGAGAUCUGCUAGCUGUGGAGGCAGUGCGAGGCUGUGAGAUAGAUCUGAAGGAGCAAGGGCAGCUCUUGCAUCGGGACCCAUUCACUGUUGUUUGUGGCCGGAAGAAAUGCCUUCGUCACGUCUUUCUUUUUGAACACCUGCUCCUAUUCAGCAAACUCAAAGGCUCUGAUGGGGGUUUGGAGACCUUUGUUUACAAGCAGGCUUUUAAGACUGCUGACAUGGGGCUGACAGAAAACAUUGGGGAAAGUGGACUGUGUUUUGAGCUGUGGUUUCGGCGGCGGCGUGCACGAGAGGCAUACACUCUGCAAGCAACCUCACCAGAGAUCAAACUCAAGUGGACAAGUUCUAUUGCCCAGCUGCUAUGGAGACAGGCAGCCCAUAACAAGGAGCUCCGAGUGCAGCAGAUGGUCUCCAUGGGCAUUGGGAAUAAACCCUUCCUGGACAUCAAAGCUCUUGGGGAGCGGACACUGAGCGCCUUGCUUACUGGAAGAGCUGCCCGCACCCGGGCCUCAGUGGCCGUGUCAUCCUUUGAGCAUGCUGGCCCCUCCCUUCCGGGUUUCUCGCCGGGAGCCUGCUCCCUGCCUGCUCGCGUCGAGGAGGAGGCCUGGGAUCUGGACGUCAAGCAAAUUUCCCUGGCCCCAGAAACACUCGACUCUUCUGGAGAUGUGUCCCCAGGACCAAGAAGCAGUCCCAGCCUGCAAGGCCCUCACCCUGGGAGCAGCACCCCGACUCUGGCCAGUGGAGGAAUCUUAGGGCUAUCUCGACAGAAUCAUGCCCGAGCCCUGAGCGACCCCACCACUCCUCUCUGACUGAGGUCAGUAUCCCCUUUCUACCUCCAGCAAGUGCCUUCUUUCCUGAUCUCUGCUACUCAGCAGUCAGCUUCUUCCCUCUCCCAACCCAUCUCCCUCUUCUCUCCUGGCAUCUAGAGAAGACCCAGAACUUGGCUGCCACUCCUCCUCUCAGCACGUUUUAGGCUGGGAAGCCAGUGAGACAUAAUGGAGGACUAGGAGAAGUCUGAAUUCUCUCUGCUUCCUGAACAGAGGAGGGUUAAGGACCACAGCACACCCCUGCUACUGCUAUCUUAUCUCUAGCUCUCCCCUGCUUGGUGCCUUCUGCUGCAACAACAAAGCACAUUUGCUAGCUUUCUUUAUCCUGGAGGUGUGGAAAUCACCCCUCUUGCUGUCCUUUCCCAUCCUAGGCACAGCUCUGCUGACAGCCUGUUUCUCUCUCUUCUUAUCCCAUAACUCUCCCAGAGAAGACUUCAGCUGUCCUUGGAGUUCCUGGUGACUCCAUUCUGGGGUGUCUUGGGAAAUGGGCCUUAUACAAACCAUUGAAGGAGUGGGCCAAUAACUGCAGACUUUAUAUAUGUAAUUACUCUUAUUGUACUAUUGUUAUAUUAAAUGUAUUUACUCAUACUCUGCCUCCCAGAAGCCAAAGCAGUCCUCUGAAUUACUGUGUUUCUACUAAGUUAAGCACUUCCCCUCAACCAUUAACGAGAACACAAAAUAAACCCAAGCCGGGAAGGUGGCCAUCUACCCCUUAGCGGCCUAAUGACUGUGCAUGAGCUAGGAGAAUGUACCUUCUCCUCAGUGGCUCCAGAAGCUCAAUGAAGUUC
Molecule: messenger RNA, 6339 nt
Organism: Perognathus longimembris pacificus (Pacific pocket mouse)
Lineage: Eukaryota; Metazoa; Chordata; Mammalia; Rodentia; Heteromyidae
Gene: Arhgef40
Product: Rho guanine nucleotide exchange factor 40
Exons: 23
Coding region: 947-5533 (1528 amino acids)
Molecular function (GO): guanyl-nucleotide exchange factor activity
Source: RefSeq, a predicted model, not a curated record